CAAGACAUGGCCCUUCCUGGAGCUUGGCCCUCCAGUUGCGGGCUGGGUGGUGGUCAGCUGAGAGAGCCAUCACCGCAAAGCUGACUCAAGAAGCUCCUCUCAGCCCCUGGAGCUAGCAGCGGGCGACAAUGGAGGAGACAAGCCCGAGGAGACGGAGAGAGGAUGAGAAGUCCACCCACAGUACUGAACCCAAGACCACAAGUCUCCAGAAAGAGGUGGGUCUUCUCAGUGGCAUCUGUAUCAUUGUGGGCACCAUCAUCGGCUCCGGGAUCUUCAUCUCCCCCAAGUCUGUGCUGGCCAACACAGUAUCCGUGGGGCCCUGUCUCAUCAUAUGGGCAGCCUGUGGAAUCCUGGCUACACUGGGCGCCCUGUGCUAUGCAGAGCUUGGCACAAUGAUCACUAAGUCAGGGGGUGAGUACCCCUAUCUGAUGGAGGCCUUUGGCCCCAUCCCUGCCUACCUCUUCUCCUGGACCAGCCUGAUCGUCAUGAAGCCCUCAUCCUUCGCCAUCAUCUGCCUCAGCUUUUCCGAGUAUGUGUGUGCAGCCUUUUACUCAGGCUGCAAGCCUCCUGCUGUGGUAGUGAAACUCCUGGCUGCUGCUGCCAUCUUGCUUAUCACGACAGUGAAUGCGCUGAGUGUGCGGCUUGGCAGCUAUGUCCAGAAUGUCUUCACGGGAGCCAAGAUGGUGAUCGUGGCCAUCAUCAUCAUCAGCGGACUGGUCUUCCUGGCUCAAGGAAACGUAAAGAACUUUCAGAAUUCUUUUGAGGGUACACAGACCUCUGUGGGUGCCAUCAGCCUGGCGUUUUACAAUGGACUCUGGGCCUACGAUGGGUGGAACCAACUCAACUAUAUCACUGAAGAGCUUAGAGACCCUUACAGAAACCUGCCCAUGGCCAUUGUCAUUGGGAUUCCUCUGGUGACCAUAUGCUACAUCCUCAUGAAUAUUGCCUACUUCACAGUGAUGACCCCAACGGAGCUCUUGCAGUCCCAGGCUGUGGCUGUGACCUUUGGAGACCGCGUUCUCUAUCCAGCAUCUUGGGUAGUCCCACUUUUUGUGGCAUUUUCAACCAUCGGUGCUGCUAACGGUACCUGCUUUACAGCCGGCAGGCUCAUCUACGUGGCGGGCCGGGAAGGCCACAUGCUUAAAGUGCUCUCCUUCAUCAGUGUCAAGCGCCUCACGCCAGCCCCUGCCCUCAUAUUUUAUGGUACAAUAGCCAUCAUUUACAUCAUCCCUGGGGACAUCAACUCCUUAGUCAAUUAUUUCAGUUUUGCUGCAUGGCUGUUUUAUGGUAUGACAAUCCUAGGACUUGUUGUGAUGAGAUUCACAAGGAAAGACCUAGAGAGGCCCAUCAAGGUGCCCAUCUUCAUCCCUAUCAUUGUGAUUCUCGUAUCUGUUUUCUUGAUCCUGGCUCCAAUCAUCAGUUCACCGGCCUGGGAGUAUCUCUACUGUGUGUUGUUCAUACUGAGUGGACUUAUAUUUUACUUCCUUUUUGUCUACUACAAGUUCGGAUGGGCCCAGAGACUCUCCAGGCCGGUCACAAAGCACCUGCAGAUGCUGAUGGAAGUCGUCCCACCAGAAAAGGACCCAGAGUAAACGGUCCAUCACUUGUAGCCCAAAGCUGUGAUCAAUUUAUUUUUGUAAGCAAUUAUUUGUGGUUAUUUC
This is a messenger RNA of Mus pahari (shrew mouse), 1661 nucleotides long. RefSeq names its product solute carrier family 7 member 9 (gene Slc7a9). Gene Ontology annotation, molecular function: L-amino acid transmembrane transporter activity. Bases 129 to 1592 code for a protein of 487 amino acids. The transcript has 13 exons. Gene Ontology annotation, cellular component: membrane. The record is from RefSeq and is a predicted model, not a curated record. Lineage: Eukaryota; Metazoa; Chordata; Mammalia; Rodentia; Muridae. Gene Ontology annotation, biological process: amino acid transmembrane transport.